AUCGUGGUUAAAGGCCGAGCGCGAACGAUCGCGAUAGCCUACCGUACAGCCAGCAUGCAUUACAGUGCCAGAUGUUGCUUUCUUUACCCACAGGGCAGCCUCGACAACAACGAGAACCGCAUAGACACCUACAAAGGAGUAAUCCAGAAAGUAGGUAAACGGAAUAACAACGCCGAGGCGGCCUUCGCUAGAGGCAUGAUGAUGAAUAGGGGCGUGGCAAGUCCAUCUGACAUCUUUGUGUCCGUACCUGGCCGUCUGUCGCUGCUCAGUGCCACUUCAAAGUACAAGGUUACUGUCGCCGAAGUGCAGCGCCGCCUAUCGCCGCCAGAAUGCCUUAAUGCAUCGCUACUAGGGGGCGUACUACGAAGAGCAAAAUCUAAAAACGGAGGGAAAACACUCAGGGACAAGCUGGAAAAGAUAGGCAUGACGUUACCCGCUGGAAGGAGGAAAGCUGCCAACGUCACCUUACUGACGUCACUUGUCGAAGACAAAUAGCCAAGGAACUACACGAUCUGUUCGCCAAGGAUCGUUCUCCCGUAGGCACGGCGCGGCCGCAGCCGAUACUCGAGCCGGAAAUCCAGAAGAACCUGACUCACUUCAGCUUGUUGUCGCACGGGUUCGGUCCGCCAGCCCUCAGCGCAGGUCUCACAGCCCUCAUCAGCUACCUAGACGAGUCAAUUAAGUUCAUCGAAAAAAUCGAGAAGACUAAGUACUAUACGACGACCGGAAGUUCCGGUCCGACUGUAAACCACGACAAGUGAGUCGCACGUCGUGAUAUAACUCGACGGAUUUAUGCUAACGAAUGUUUUAGACGAAUGUUAUGAAUGAAAUCGCGUGCUUGCCGGGCCACUGUGCACUUGUAAAUAACUUGCCAUUGGAGUUAUCCCGUGGAUGGAGAUGAUGGCGUUACGAACUAAAUCAAAAUAAUGCUUGAUAAUUUUCUACUUAAUCUAUCUUGUCAGUUAAAAUUUUAGUUGUUGCUCGUUGAUGUUGAUAUACGCAUACAUACAUUUAUAUAUAUAUAUAUAUAUAUACACACAUAUAUAUAUUUACAUUUGUCGUAUAGAUUGUUGUCAAUGAGCGAUACUCGCAGAUGUUUUGGGUGAUAUGGGUUGCGGAUAUAAGAUUAUAAUAACAACAUCGGGUAGCUUCAAGCUGCUAUUUCUUCUUUAUUUUUCGAGUCUAUGGAUUGAAUUAGUGCAAUAUAUACAUACUAUCGGGAACCUGCUGUUAAAGCUUACAUUACGUUACUUACUAUUCGCUGUAAUUCAAUCUAAUGAAGGAUGUAACGAACUCAUUUCAUUAUUAUCGUGUUACGAAACAUGCAGGAAGAGUGAAAUAUAGUGAGAAGGUAGACAGAAAAGCGCAGAGCACUCUACUUUGGCAACCUACAAGACAUACAUACAUAUAUCUUUGAGGGUGAUAUUCAUAUUAAAAUAUACAGCUGCUUGGUGAUACUACUUA
Priapulus caudatus is the source of this 1464-nucleotide messenger RNA. Its product is annotated as transcription factor AP-2-alpha-like. Gene Ontology annotation, cellular component: nucleus. NCBI's taxonomy places the organism in Eukaryota, Metazoa, Priapulida, Priapulimorpha, Priapulimorphida, Priapulidae. Gene Ontology annotation, molecular function: RNA polymerase II transcription regulatory region sequence-specific DNA binding; DNA-binding transcription factor activity, RNA polymerase II-specific. The record is from RefSeq and is a predicted model, not a curated record. Gene Ontology annotation, biological process: anatomical structure development; regulation of cell population proliferation; regulation of transcription by RNA polymerase II.